Messenger RNA from Podospora pseudopauciseta, 351 nucleotides. RefSeq lists its product as uncharacterized. Lineage: Eukaryota; Fungi; Ascomycota; Sordariomycetes; Sordariales; Podosporaceae. The record is from RefSeq and is a predicted model, not a curated record. Gene Ontology annotation, biological process: protein phosphorylation. Gene Ontology annotation, molecular function: ATP binding; protein kinase activity. The transcript has a single exon. The coding region runs from base 1 to 351 and encodes 116 amino acids.
AUGGCAGAUAUGGUCAUCUCUAAGAACCUUGCCAAAUGGUACCAGCCAGACGACCCAGCCCUUAGAAAACAUCACAUCGGCAUCCCACUUGAGUACUUCCGGAUCAAUGGUCCGAAUGGCAAGCAUCUCUGCCACGUUUCGCAUCUUUAUGGUCCCGCCAUUCAACACGUCCACGACCUGUACUCGCCCUGUCAGUCCUUGCUGAAAGCCAUCGCCUAUCAGAUCGUUGAUUCCAUGGCCUUUCUUCAUCAGCACGGCAUCUAUCAUGGCGACUUUCGACUCGCAAACGUCAUGUUUUGCUUGCUUCCUGGAGUCGACAAAUGGCCAGAGGAGAAGAUGAUCAAGCUCUAG